CAUUAUAGAAGUUAGUAUAUAAUAGGCUUUAGCUGUAAAGCCUCCCAAAGUUACAGCACUUGUUGGCAAAGGACCCCAUUCUCCGGUUAUUAGUUUCUCUUACAUCUCUUUGGUCUAGUAUUAAUAAGUAUUCAAUAACGAAACUAAGCGGAAUGUUAUUUAAUGAAAAGUUGUAGCUCAGUACAUCAGGGCAGGGAAAGUUUAUUACUGUUUCUUAUCUCCUCGAUCAGGAUCAUAGAGGUAAGUUAGCAAUUUUAUCAGAAAUAAUCAAGUCUCAUUGCUCUCUCUUUUAUACCUUGCUGGAUCCAUGAUCCAAGUCUAUAAUUUGGCAGGAUAUCCUAGCGUAAAUUUAAAAAUAUGAGGGAAAUGGUUUUUAGUGAAAUUGAAGUGAUAAAUCAAGUGCUUUCUAUAUCUUACGCUACAGUAAAUCAUUAAGAGAUGAAAACAAGAAGAGAGUUGUCUAAAGAUAGUACAAGUAUUAAGAAAGCACGGAAUACCACCUCAGACAUUUGAUUUUGGGUUUUUAAUACUUCAUCGCAAUGUUAUUGGAGAUCUCAAAAACCCUCUUCAGCUCCUAAAAUUAGUAAUAAUAAUUUCAGGGUAAGAAAGAAAUUAGUAGCCUAUAUAAAAAGCUAAUAAUUUUGAGGUUUUGAUAAAAUCUAAACUCUACUAAGGUUUACAAAAUUCUUAGACGAUGCAAGAUUUGAAAAUUUUAUCAGAUCUUCUUUUUCAAAAAUAAAUUAAAAUACCAGUUUACAAAAUUUUUAUGACAGUUUCGUUCGAAAUAAAAGUACAACUCCUGCACUAUUCUUAAAAUUACCAAAUCUCAUGUAAAAAUUCUCUAAAACCCAUC
Molecule: messenger RNA, 853 nt
Organism: Moneuplotes crassus
Lineage: Eukaryota; Ciliophora; Spirotrichea; Euplotida; Euplotidae
Source: the annotation of a GenBank genome assembly